UUAUAAUAUAUCUAGAUCAACAUUUCGUCUCUGGGUCAGAUGAACAGACUGUUAAAUAAAGUUAGCCAUUUCAAUCGAUCUUACCUUCAGGCGACAACAGGCCUGAAACUUUGAACUACAUUAGUUGACUACAAAUUUAACGUUCUAGGAGAGAAAUAAUAAAAAGAAAUAGGCCAGAGUCAUUAUUGUAUUUCCAAGAAAUGUUUAUGAAAUGCUUCCCUGUGGCUGGAACAACCCUACCUUGAGGGCGGGAGGAGAUUAAAAAGAAGAGUUUGGCAGAUCUUCGUCAGUUGCCACUGGCUGAAAGUAUCGCUGGCAUAAAUUAUAAGUUAUGAUGAAACAGACGCACGGCCAUGGCAAGUAAUGUUAUUGUAAAAUGAUCGGGCGAGGUCAAAAUUCGUUCAUUUUACAGCGAUAAAUAUUAUUCUAGCUUUUUUUAUUUUUAAUUUGACUGUUUUAAUCUCUUAUCAUUAAGAAAUAUGGGGUGUGUCUCAUGUUAAAAGGCAUGCAACUUUAUUGUGUAAUACCAGUUAGAAUGACAUCACGGGGAUUGAAUAAUGAAUGAUCGCUUUCUCAUAUAUACAAUAGAUAUACAGUUCUUUUCAUUCGAGCUUAUCGCUAGAUUAGAACGAAAUUCAGGACCACUGAGAAAGCGGUUGAAAAAAUGAUUCCAUUCCAGUUUUGUGCUUUCUUGAUAUACACUUCUCAACUUUAUGCAGGCGUCUUCGCAUACGACGAAUUUCAUAAAGCAUGCGUGAUGACCCACAAUAAACUGAGAAAGCUUCACGGUGCUCAGGCUUUGGCGUAUUCAGAAGAGUUGGGCGUAGAGGCUCAAAAGUGGUGCGAGGAACUCGCAAUAAAAGACGAGCUUUCACACGACAACAGGACCAUGGACACAAAAGGCGAGGGAGAAAAUCUUGCAGCUACACCUGUGACUGGUGCCAAAAGUGAAGGUGCUACUCCUGAUCUCUGCACCUUGGCUGUUCAAAAGUGGUACGCGGAAGAGCAGAAUUAUAACUAUCAGACAGGACUGCCUAAAGCUCCUGGAAUGCCAAUCAAACACUUUGCUCAGGUUGUCUGGAACAAUACAUUUCAAAUUGGAGUGGGGACUGCUCGUUCCACCGUUCAUGGUGACAUCAUCUGUGUUCGCUACAGUCCUCGUGGAGCUGAAGGCGGCCCGGACGAGUUUAUGAACAAUGUUUUUCCUAAAGUCUCCAUGUCAAGUAACUCCUCAGUAAAAGAUUUGAAUAUCCCAGGAUACAUUUCUAGCUCUAAUGAUCCUCAGGGUCAAGCAGGCGGAAGUUUUAAGGGAAGCAUGAGCUGCGGUGUUGGCAAGAAGUCCCGUAUUGUUGGUGGGCAAGAAGCGAAGCCAGCAGAGUUUCCUUGGCAGGUGGCCUUCAGAUGGGAAAGCUACUACGGCUAUACCAACCUCUUCUGCGGUGGAUCUCUCAUCGAUAAAAAGUGGGUGGUGUCAGCUGCUCAUUGCUUCCAAAGAAUGAAACGUCCACCAUUUGAACUUAAGGUUGUUCUUGGAGAAUUCGACGUCAAUAACGAUGAUGGCAAUGAGGUCAUAAUUGGUGCGAAACAGGUGAUCAACCAUCCUCGUUAUAACGACCAUACAAAAGACUACGACAUAUCUCUCGUGGAACUGAAGUCCGAAGCAUCUUUCAGUGAUUACGUGAAACCAGUAUGUCUACCUACGUCAAGCUCCAAUUUUCCACCUGGAAAAAUGUGCACUGUCACCGGGUUUGGGUUGCUCAGAGAGGGUGGACAACAGGCCACGAAACUGAUGAAAGCAGAUGUUCCCAUAAUCGACAACAAUAAGUGUUCAGUGAACUAUGGUAAGAUUUCAGAACUCAAGUUAUGUGCUGGAUAUGAUCAAGGAAAAAUCGAUGCUUGUCAGGGGGAUAGCGGAGGACCUUUGGUGUGCUCGGAGAAUGGUAAGGCGUACCUCGCGGGGGUGGUAAGCUACGGUAUUGGAUGCGCUCGACCCAGAUAUCCGGGGGUGUACGCCAACGUGAAGUCUUUGAUGAACUGGAUUGAAACGACAAAGGGUAGCUAAAUGGCAAUAAAGUUAAGAAGUUAUAACCCUCAGCAGAAAUAUUGUUACAAAGCAUAACGCCAAUAAAGUCUGAACUAGUAAUCAGAAAAAAUGCCAGUUCUGUACAGUAUUGGGCUGAACCCAGACAAUAAAAAUGGCUCCCAAAAACCAA
Orbicella faveolata is the source of this 2213-nucleotide messenger RNA. Its product is annotated as serine protease 33-like. The record is from RefSeq and is a predicted model, not a curated record. Gene Ontology annotation, biological process: proteolysis. Lineage: Eukaryota; Metazoa; Cnidaria; Anthozoa; Scleractinia; Merulinidae. Gene Ontology annotation, molecular function: serine-type endopeptidase activity.